Molecule: messenger RNA, 1617 nt
Organism: Dioscorea cayenensis subsp. rotundata (Guinea yam)
Lineage: Eukaryota; Viridiplantae; Streptophyta; Magnoliopsida; Dioscoreales; Dioscoreaceae
Product: anthocyanidin 5,3-O-glucosyltransferase-like
Exons: 1
Coding region: 173-1579 (468 amino acids)
Molecular function (GO): UDP-glycosyltransferase activity
Source: RefSeq, a predicted model, not a curated record
GGAAGGAUGCAACUCGCAAGUGGAAAAAAAAUAAAAUAAAAUAAAAUAAAAUAAAAUAAAAUAAAAGAUAUAUAGAAAAAAUAUAUUAUUCUUCCCAAUAACCAAUAUAGGCAGGGAAGACUAACCAGGUUACAGAGUACCCAAGUGCCGUCACACGCUCACCAUUUCCUCCAUGGAUACCGUCGUCCUCUACCCGUCCAGCGGCAUCGGCCACCUUGCACCCAUGACCGAGUUUGCCAAGCUCCUUGUCGCCCAAGGCCUCUCCGUCGUCAUGCCCAUCCUUCCACCUAUGUUCCCCUCCGUUUCCACUUCUGCUAUCGAUGACUACAUCACCCGCAUCUCCUCCUCCCACCCUUCCAUCUCCUUCCACCGCCUCCCAACCUUCACAAUCGACUACUCUUCCACGAACUUCGCCAUCCGCGCCUUCUCCUAUGUCCGCGCUGCCAACCCUCUUCUGCGAGACCUUCUACAGACCAUCUCACAGACAUCCAACAUAAGAGCAUUCCUCACAGACUUUUUCUGCAUCGACGCCCUCGACGUUGCCGCUGAUCUCCAGCUGCCAGCCUACGUCUUCUUCACCUGCAGCGCUUUCGUUCUCGCCUAUUUCCUCUAUCUCCCCACCUUACACAGCGAGAUGGCAUGUGGCCCCAGUGAAUUCGGAGAAACUCCCAUCCAUAUCCCUGGCUUACCACCUAUCCCACCCUCCCAGCUGCCAGAUCACACGCGAGAUCGGGACGAAGGAUUACAGACCAUCGUCGAUGUAUUCUCACGCUUCCCAGAAGCCAAAGGCAUCAUCGUCAACUCAUUUGAGUUUAUGGAGUCGAGAACAUUAAAGACCAUACGCGAAGGGCACUGUCUCCCAAACAGAGAGACGCCACCGGUGUACUGCGUGGGGCCGUUGAUCACUGUCAGUAAAAGAGGAGGAGAGAGGCACGAAUGUUUAACAUGGCUCGACAAGCAGCCCAAAGGGAGUGUCGUGUUCCUGUGCUUCGGGAGCAAGGGACGCUUUUCGAAGGAGCAAGUCAUGGAGAUCGCAACUGGGCUGGAGAGAAGCGAGCAGAGGUUCGUCUGGGUUGUGCGUAGCCCACCUGAUCCGGAAAAUCGGUUCGCGAAUUUUAACGAGGUAGAUCUGGACACGCUGCUCCCUGUUGGGUUCUUGGAGCGAACAGAGGGUAGGGGAGUGGUGGUGAAAGAUUGGGCACCGCAAGUGGAGGUGCUUAACCACGAAGCCACGGGUGGCUUCGUGACACACUGCGGCUGGAACUCGGUGCUGGAGGGGUUGUGUGCCGGUGUGGGGAUGAUAGCGUGGCCGUUGCAUGCCGAGCAGAAGAUGAACAAGGUGAUGCUGGUGGAUGAGAUGAAGCUGGCGGUGGCGAUACUGGGUUAUCAUGAUAAGGGAAAAGUGGUGGCGGAGGAGGUGGAAAAUCGGGUGAGGUGGCUAAUGGAGUCUGACGGUGGGAUGGAGCUGAGGAACCGAGCUAAGGCGAUGAAGGACCGCGCAACGGCCGCUGUCAGUGAUGGCGGAUCAUCAUAUGCUGCAGUGUUGGAGAUUGCUUCGCAGUGGAAACUACUGUCUUGAUAUUAACAUUGUUGUUUGUAGACUUGUAGUCAUGGAGG